GGUUCACAACCUCGCGUAAACACCCACGAAAUUCUCCGCAAAAGAUAAAAAUAAAAUAAAAUAAAACCCACCCCCCUUCUCCUCUCCUCCAUCUCCUCGCUUCGUCCCGUUCACACCACCACCGUCUCGUCGCCUCGUCGGCGGCGUCUCCUCCGCGCGAGGGUCCCCCCCCAAACCCUAGCCGCCGCCAUUGCCACGCGCGCGCCCCCCACCCCACGAAUGGAAGGAGGCGGAGGCGGAGGCGGAGGCGGUGGCGGAGGUGGAGGUGGAGGAGGCGGAGGCGGGGCACCGUACGCCACGCGCACGGCGGAGGAGGUCUUCCGCGACCUCCGGGGCCGCCGCGCCGGCAUGAUCAAGGCCCUCACCACCGAUGUGGAGAAGUUUUACAAGCUCUGCGACCCUGAAAAGGAGAACUUGUGCCUUUAUGGAUAUCCUAAUGAAACAUGGGAGGUGACCUUGCCAGCUGAGGAAGUGCCCCCAGAGAUCCCUGAACCAGCAUUGGGAAUCAACUUCGCUAGGGAUGGCAUGAAUGAGAAAGACUGGUUGGCGUUAGUCGCAGUUCACAGUGAUUCCUGGUUACUGUCUGUUGCAUUCUACUUUGGAGCCCGAUUUGGUUUUGACAGAGAAGCAAGGAGGCGACUCUUUAAUAUGAUAAACAAUUUGCCAACAAUAUUUGAGGUAGUGACAGGAGCCGCUAAGAAGCAGGCGAAAGAAAAGACUCCCAACAGUAGUAGCAAGAGCAACAAGCCUAGUUCGAAAGUGCAGUCAAAAGCUGAGUCUCGUUCGAAAUCUAAGCUGUCAGCCCCCAAGGAUGAAGAGGGAAGUGGUGAUGAUGAGGGAGAGGAAGAGGAGGAUGACCAUGACAACACUUUGUGUGGGACCUGUGGAACCAACGAUGGCAAGGACGAGUUCUGGAUCUGUUGCGAUAACUGCGAGAAGUGGUAUCAUGGGAAGUGCGUCAAGAUCACACCCGCUCGUGCCGAGCAUAUCAAGCAGUACAAGUGCCCGGACUGCACCAACAAGAGGGCCCGGGCAUGAGUAACAAGAAGCUGUGUCGAACUGUGUUAGAGUGGAGUUGUCAAUCUCCGGAUGUCAUGAUCUCUUAGAUAUUAUCUUGCCCUAGCUUUUCUAGUUUGUAAGCUUGUCUCUAAUUUAAUUUUAAACUGUAACUGUUGAUUAACCUACCUGUGUUUAAAGCUUCAUCUUUCCUGUGUUAAUUCUAGCAUUCAUAGUGUGUAAACUUGCACAUCUUGUGUCAACUGAAGCCUGAAGGUACGGCGGCUCCCCUGACCA
Molecule: messenger RNA, 1293 nt
Organism: Oryza sativa Japonica Group (Japanese rice)
Lineage: Eukaryota; Viridiplantae; Streptophyta; Magnoliopsida; Poales; Poaceae
Source: RefSeq, a predicted model, not a curated record